This is a messenger RNA of Manis pentadactyla (Chinese pangolin), 7519 nucleotides long. Its product is annotated as retinoblastoma-binding protein 5. Lineage: Eukaryota; Metazoa; Chordata; Mammalia; Pholidota; Manidae. The record is from RefSeq and is a predicted model, not a curated record. Gene Ontology annotation, molecular function: protein kinase activity; ATP binding; protein binding. The coding region runs from base 572 to 3349 and encodes 925 amino acids. The transcript is spliced from 13 exons. Gene Ontology annotation, biological process: protein phosphorylation. Gene Ontology annotation, cellular component: Set1C/COMPASS complex.
UGGUUCCCCUGUAUCUACUGCCUCCGGAAAGGGAGAGCCAUUUAGGGUAGCCAUGGAGAUAUUACUGGCCUCUUGUUUCCUUCCUUUUCUUUGCUAUUAAAAUCUUUCGCUCUGAUUUCAGUAAGGCACCCCACUUCUGCGGGCGUCCGGAUCCUGCAGUUCCUCUCUCUCCUCAGGGACACUUUCGCAGAAAGCAGGAACCUGUUUUUAAAUGAGGAUAGUGUGUAAGCACAAGAAUGGGUGAGGUUUAUACCAAAAGGAAAUCAAUCCCAACCAGACUCCGGGCUUUGGAGCUCGGCCCAGCCUACAGGUCCCAGGAGACCCCGCGGUAUCGGCGCGCUGCAGUAAUCCUUCCCUCACUCUUCUGAAGGGUGAGAGAAAGGUUCCUCCCGCGGCGCACUGCGCGUUGGUUUGUUUUCAGCGACGGUGACGGAGAGUGGGAGCCCGGCCGACUGCUGGAGGGGGCGACCGGAGGCGGGUCCCUCCUCCCUUCAGCUCUGUGGGGCGGGGAGGAGGGAAGCUGGGCCAGCGGGCCGGGGACCCAGCCGCGACGACCGAGCAGGCUGAGGAGAUGGAGGGCGACGGCGUGCCGUGGGGGAGCGAGCCCGGGCCGGGAGGCGGCGGAAUGAUCCGCGAGCUGUGCCGGAGCUUGGGGCGCUACCGCCGCUACCUGGGUCGCUUGAAGCAGAACCUGCGCGAAACCCAGAAGUUCUUCCGCGACAUCAAGUGCGCCCACCACCACAGUCGUCACUCCGCCCCCACGGGCGGCGGCGGCGGCGAGCGCGGCCCUGCCGGCGAUGUCGCCGAGACCGGGCUGCAGGCGGGCCGGCUGAGCUGCAUUUCCUUCCCACCUCAGGAAGAGAAGUACCUCCAGCAGAUGGUGGACCACCUCCCCUGCAUCUUAGUCCUCGGCCAGGAUUGUCACGUCAAGUGCCAGCUGUUGAACCUGCUGCUGGGGGUGCAGGUGCUCCCUACCACCAAGCUGAGCAGCGAGGAGAGCUGUAAGCUUCGGCGCCUCCGCUUCACCUAUGGGACCCAGACUCGGGUCAGCCUGGCGCUUCCCGGCCAGUACGAACUAGUGCACACCCUGGUUGCUCACCAGGGCACCUGGGAGACCAUUCCUGAGGAGGACCUGGAGGUCCAAGAGGGCAGUGAGGAUGCUGCCCAUGUUUUAGCCGAACUGGAGGUGAUGAUGCACCAUGCCCUCUUACAGGAAGUGGACAUUGUCGUAGCACCGUGCCACAGCCUCCGGCCCACAGUGAAUGUUCUGGGUGACUUGGUGAACGAUUGCUUACCUGUGAUAACCUAUGCGCUCCACAAAGAUGAACUCUCUGAGAGGGAUGAGCAGGAGCUUCAGGAAAUCCGCAAGUGUUUCCCCUUCCCCGUGUUCUUUUUCAAAGUGCCAGAGCUGGACUCGGAGAUAAUCAACUCCUCCAGCAGAAGAGUGGAGAAUGAGAGAUCGCCACUUCAUCGCCAGCUGACCGACCUGGGCUAUCUGGGCAGCAGUCACUGUAACUGUGGGGCCACUGGCCAGGACACUAAAGCCCAGAGCAUGUUGGUGGAGCAGAGUGAGAAGCUGAGACACCUGAGCACAUUUUCUCACCAGCUGCUGCAGACACGCCUGGUGGAUGCAGCCAAGGCCCUGAACCUCGUGCACUGUCGCUGCCUGGACAUCUUCAUCAACCAGGCCUUUGACAUGCAGCGGGACUUGCAGAUUACUCCCAAACGCCUGGAAUAUACGAGAAAGAAGGAGAACGAGCUGUAUGAGUCAUUGAUGAAUAUUGCCAACCGAAAGCAGGAGGAAAUGAAGGACAUGAUUGUCGAGACCCUUAACACCAUGAAGGAGGAACUUCUGGAUGACGCUGCCAACAUGGAGUUUAAGGAUGUCAUUGUCCCUGAGAAUGGAGAACCAGUGGGCACCAGAGAAAUCAAAUGCUGCAUCCGACAGAUCCAGGAACUCAUCAUCUCCCAGCUUAAUCAGGCGGUGGCUAACAAGCUGAUCAGCUCAGUGGAUUACCUACGGGAGAGCUUCGUCGGCACCCUGGAACGGUGUCUGCAGAGCCUGGAGAAGUCUCAGGAUGUCUCAGUUCACAUCACCAGUAAUUAUCUCAAGCAGAUCUUAAAUGCUGCCUAUCAUGUUGAAGUCACCUUUCACUCAGGGUCCUCGGUUACAAGGAUGUUGUGGGAGCAAAUCAAACAGAUCAUCCUGCGCAUCACGUGGGUGAGUCCACCUGCCGUCACACUGGACUGGAAGAGGAAGGUGGCCCAGGAAGCCAUUGAGAGCCUCAGUGCCUCCAAGUUGGCCAAGAGCAUUUGCAGCCAAUUCCGGACGCGGCUCAAUUGUUCUCAUGAGGCUUUUGCAGCCUCCUUGCGGCAGCUGGAAGCUGGCCACUCGGGCCGGCUGGAGAAAACUGAAGACCUAUGGUUGAGGGUUCGGAAAGAUCACGCGCCCCGCCUGGCCCGCCUUUCUCUGGAAAGCCGUUCUUUGCAGGACGUCCUGCUGCAUCAUAAACCUAAACUGGGACAGGAACUGGGCCGGGGCCAGUAUGGUGUGGUGUACCUGUGUGACAGCUGGGGGGGACACUUCCCCUGUGCCCUCAAGUCAGUUGUCCCCCCAGAUGAGAAGCACUGGAAUGACCUGGCUUUGGAGUUUCACUACAUGAGGUCUCUGCCAAAGCAUGAGCGGCUGGUGGAUCUCCACGGUUCAGUCAUAGACUACAACUACGGGGGCGGCUCCAGCAUUGCCGUGCUGCUCAUUAUGGAGCGGUUGCACCGGGACCUCUACUCGGGGCUGAAGGCUGGACUGAUGCUGGAAACACGUUUGCAGGUAGCACUGGAUGUGGUGGAAGGAAUCCGCUUCCUGCACAGCCAGGGCCUUGUGCACCGUGACAUCAAACUGAAAAAUGUGCUGUUGGACAAGCAGAACCGUGCCAAGAUCACUGACUUGGGAUUCUGCAAGCCGGAGGCCAUGAUGUCAGGCAGCAUCGUGGGCACGCCAAUCCAUAUGGCCCCUGAGCUUUUCACAGGGAAAUAUGAUAAUUCCGUGGAUGUCUACGCUUUUGGCAUUCUUUUCUGGUAUAUCUGCUCAGGCUCCAUCAAGCUCCCUGAGGCGUUUGAGAGGUGUGCCAGUAAAGACCACCUCUGGAACAACGUGCGAAGAGGAGCCCGCCCAGAACGUCUUCCUGUGUUUGAUGAGGAGUGUUGGCAGUUGAUGGAAGCCUGUUGGGAUGGUGACCCCUCUCAGAGACCUCUUUUGGGCAUCGUCCAGCCCAUGCUGCAGGGCAUCAUGGACCGGUUGUGCAAGUCAAAUUGUGAGAGGCCGAGCAGAGGACUAGAUGAUUCUACGUGAAAGCAAAGACCUUUCUCUUUCACUCUCUAUUUCUUUCCUUCCCCUCACCUUUGGCCAUGGGAAGAGUUUGACGUGUAUUUGUUACAGAGAGCUCCCGAGGGAACUGAUGCUUGCUGGGCAACUUGAGACCCUCCCAGGCAGAAGGGACUCCUGGAGAGUGAAGAGCUGGCUGUUGGCAUAUUCAGCAGUUAGCUCACCAAUGCUCUGAGCUAUUCCUUUAGCAAAAGAUUGUCCAGGACAUGUGUGAGAGCUGAAGAAUGCAGUGUUCUGGCCUCAGAACCGAAAAGGAAGCAAAUUUUACCAUUGUGUGUUCACUAUACAUUUCGGAGACAGGGGGGACACUGCAGUGGUAAAAGUAUGAAAAACCAUAAUUUUCAUAAUUUUGCUCUAGUAGAACUAGUUUUGUUUUAUCCAGUUGUCAGGACCCUUAGAACAUUUGAGAUGACUUCUGGGUUUGUGAGAACAUAGGCACAAGUGCACAACUAGUGAACAUCUGGGUCCUGCUAUCUGCAGCCAGAGAUGCUAGGCUGCAGCAGCCAGAGGCCCCAGGAAAGUAGAAACAAAGUUAUCUGAUCCUUACAGCACCAGUGUGUUCCUUUUCUAGGCCCAUGUAGCCUUGAUUUCUGGGGGAGAGGCUCACAGGUAUAUCACCAAAAGGCCACAGGAAAAAGAGAAGCGUGUGUGUGUGUUUGUAUGUGAGUGUGUGUGUGUCUGUGCGUAUAUGCUCUUGGCUUUCGAGUUACUGCUCACCACCUCAGAACGGAAUCUCUUAUACCCUUGAGUCUUGAUUUUUAUUCUUUUUUGUUUUCUUUUUAGUCUCAAGAUGUGGGAGGCCCAGCUAACACAGUACUUAGGGGUGAGUGUCUGAGUAGAGCUGACCCAGCGUGAACUGUCUGGUGAGACCGCAGAAGCACGCAGGGAUCUGGAGGCCUCGAGCCUCCACACAAACACACAAACCUUCCGGAAGGAUACUAGCUUGUUUUUAAAACUUAAAAAAACCAGAAACUCUUCUUUUUGUGUUUGAACCUAACACACUGAUGUUUUUAAACUUGAUUAAUGAGCUUUUUAACUAGGUUUCUUCUGCAACUUGUCCCUUCUUUUUACCCUGAAGAAAAGAGGCAGGUGAACAAGAAGAGCACCCUCUGUAGUUCUGUGUGCUUCUCGCACCUGGGCAUUCGGGUCCGGGCGGGUGCCCUGCCCUUGCAGUUGGGAGGUGGGCUGAGGGUCUUUUGGAGAGUUUGUCAUGAAGUGUACACAAGAGAUUCUGAUUCUGGGCAGAGGAAGGAGGAGAACGGUGAAACACUGGUGCAUCUCAGAUCUUGGCUUCAGGCCUCCCUUAACCAAAAACGUCUGUUAGAUUUAGAAAAACAGGUGACAGAACAGACAGUGGAGGCGAGUAACCUCCGUCCAUCUGCGUGGUCCCCAGUCCUGUGGUCUGUCUGUCCCCUGUGCCUAGCCCCAAACUCUGUAAAGCAGGUCCCUGGGUGGGUGUGUCAGAUGAUGGGCGGAAUUGUGCUGGAAUUUUCUAGGGUUGUUUGUGACAGAAUGACCACCUCUUGAAUGGAACCGAUGGUAUAAAUGGAGUGAGUCUGCAAGAAAUUUUUGAUACAACUUUUAAAGUUCAGCUUUAACCCUGGCUUUCCUGGGCUCUGUUAUGACAGGUUUGAGCGAAGUCGCCCCCUGAGCCCUGGUAGCCCUUCAGAAAUUUCACAUAGUGCUAGAAACAUUUUUAUUUGCAAGUGAUAGAGGGACCGACCCAGGCUCGUUGGGCUCUGCAGGCUGCAGCUGUGUUGGUGCAGUGCUCAGCAUAUCUUUUAGAAUGUUUAACCCUUGCUCAGUGCUAUUCUGGUCAGUAUUAACUCAUGCCCUUCUGGGGACUGGUUCAAAAGGGAGAGGUGAGUAGUACCUACUUGCCAAAAAGUCAGUACUGGUCUGUUCCGUAUGAAAUGGCAAGGGCUUAAAUAGCUCCUUUUGCCAGACUGUCUUCUUUUAACUCCGUAUGUAAUCAGGACUGUCUGGCUCCCACUGGGGAGACCACAUACCUAACAUUCCUUGGAAGUCUUCGGUCAUAUGCCCAUGUACACAUGGGAGUUUAGUUUUUUCUGCACCAUGAGUCCCUGUUCAGCUUAUCCCCUGUGGCUUAGUCUGUUCUCAGACACCAGUUUUCUAGCAGAAUUCCCCACAUGUUUUGCUGGAGUGAGGAGGCAGGGAGGGACUACUGUUAAGUAAGGAGGGGAGUAACUGUGUUACAGUUCACUAAAAAGAAGGACUGCAGGAAAAGGUACAGGACAUUCCUAAAAGUCUCUGGGCCAGCCGGAGUCCACACAGAGGUUCUCGGAGGUAUCAUUUGAACACUCAGCAGGCUGAGUGCAGGAAUACAUGUGUGUAAUGUGUGUACUUAACUUUUGUUUUAUAACAUUGUCAGCUAAUUUUGGAUUCUUUGUGCCUUAGCACCAUUAUUAUUAAACUGAUGGAAUGCCAUGAAAUGUACUGUAUUGUAUGCUCUUUGGGAUGACACUAGCUAUUCAAAGAAGUCCAGUGGCCCUUAAGCCCUAGGACUCAGCAAGACCAAAGUUCUCUCACCUCUUAGCCUCGGUUGUAUUCGCUUCCAAGUGGUGAAUGAGAUUGUGUCUGGGGAAGGAAGAAGGAUGCAGUGAAAGAAGUACCCUCACUGUGUUCUGUCCUUCAAAUCAAGUUAAUUAGGACAGUUUACCCCAUCCCCAAAAUGACCACCUGGCCAUUUUUAAUAGGCUGAAAGUCUGGUCACUUAUGUUGCUUCAGAACUGAGUGAGGGACCUUCCUGCAGAGCAAUCAGAAGACAUGGUGGGGCCCCAGAGCAGCUGACCCUGUGCCUAGGGGGCUGGCAGCAAGCGCAGUCUGGCGUCACUGAGGAGUGCUCGUUUAGGUCAGGUUCCACAGGCGUGCCCUAGGCUCCUGAUCCUCCACAGACAGGAUCUCGCUGAGUAAGCCUUUCCCGUCUCUGGGAGGGAGGUCUGUGCUGGCUCUUCCCGACCAAAGACAGUUACUUGUGACUCUAUCAGUUUCAAGGCAACAGAGCCUAGCAGCAGCUUCUCCUGCCUUUUAACACUAAAAUUCAAGGAAACACUGAAGGAAAGGAUGCGUUACUGCCGUGGACAGAAGUAGGGCAAUGAUAGAACUCUCGCUCGUGUCUGGCAGCUCUCCGGUGCGUGUUUUUUUCUUUUUUUUGCGUGUUUGCUGGAGCUGUCAGAGGGGUUGGAGGUUCCUUCCUGAUGGGGUGGGGGGUUCCGUUCUGGCAGGCAGGGCUGCAGAGGGGUAAUAACCUCACUGACCGUCACUUUAUUUUCGGGCUCAUUGUUUAGCACUGAGAAGCCCAAGGGAUUGGCGACUACAGUGGCCCUUUGGGAGUAGAGACCCCGCUAGCCUUGCUUUGGGGAGAAGCAUGCUCGGUGCCCUGUCUGCCGAAUCUGGGAGAUGCCGCAUUAGGGCGGGAUGAAUGGCCUUCAGGUCCACCACCAAAGGGUAGGCACUUUCUUUGAGGUUUCAAAGCUUAAUUUUUGGUUUUGCUGAACCAAACAGCCCACUUUUCCUUUAAAAAGAAAAAAGAGUUUUUCCUUCUAAGUCUGGGUUUGGAUGUUGUCAAAGCGGGUGAGGAGGGAGUGACACUGAGAAACUCGACGGCUCCCUUGGAGGUUUCGAGUAGCACUACUGCCCUUAGGAGGGCUUCGUUUUUAUCUUCAUCUGCUUCGUUAACAUCCAGUCCAGUUGAGAUGAUUAGAGACUGUGUGGACACCUGGCAUUGGGAAGCCCCCGGAGGGUUGAGAAGAAAAUUGGUUGGACAGCUAGUUGUCUUUGUCUUUGUGUCAUGUUCUUGUUUGUUUUAAAGGACUAAUGUUUAUUACAGUGUUAAAUGUGUAACAUACUAAGUGUAUAGAAUAAAAGUGCAAUAACCAGAGAAAAUUACUUUGGCACCAGCUCCAGGCCGUACAUACUCCCUUGAGCUGCCUGUUUCUUUCCAUAAUAACGUUAACAGUGGGAGCAUGUUCAUUGUAUUUUUAUGAGACCCAACUAUGGGUUCAAUCUCCAUUUCAUGUAAUUUUGAAUGGUUGGGUUUGGUUUUAUAGAAUCUGUGUACUUGUUGGGAUGCAUAAAUACCAUAUGUGCUGUAUAAUAAAGAUCCCAUUAACGUUU